AUGGCUCUUACCGGUAGGAUUCCUCGUGAUUUUGGAAACCUCACAUUUCUUGUUUCUCUUGAUUUGGGAAGUAACAAUUUCCAUGGAAAUUUGCCUCAAGAAAUGGUACUCUUACGUCGGCUUAAGUUUCUUGAGUUAAGUUUCAACAAAUUCAGAGGGGAAAUUCCUUCUUGGUUUGGGUUUUUAAAACAGCUUCAAGUUUUAAAUCUUAAGAAUAACAGUUUCACUGGUUUCAUUCCCCCGUCACUCUCGAAUGCCUCAAGGUUGGAGACUUUACAAAUAUCUGCCAAUUUACUUGAAGGAAACAUCCCGGAAGAGAUUGGCAAUCUUCACAACCUGAAAUUGUUGUACAUACAACAUAAUAAGCUUACGGGUUCUAUACCAUUCACAAUUUUCAAUAUUUCUAGAAUCGAAGUCAUUGCAUUUACAGACAAUAGCUUAUCAGGAAAUCUUCCCAAUGGUUUAUGCAAUGGUCUCCCGAUACUCAAAGAGCUUGAUCUAUCAAUGAACGAGCUUCAUGGUCAUAUGCCUACAAGCUUGUCAAAUUGUUCACAACUUCAAAUGUUGUAUCUAUUCAGAAAUGAGUUUGAUGGACCAAUACAUAGUGAAAUUGGAAGAUUGAGUAACUUGCAGUUCUUGUAUCUUGAUUUCAACCAUUUCACAGGGAUAAUUCCACAAGAUAUCAGAAAUCUUGUUAAUUUGGUGGAGUUAAAUGUGGGAGGAAACCAGAUUACCGGCUCUAUCCCGAUCUCCAUAUUCAAUAACUCAUUGUUGCAAAAUUUUUCACUAGGGCCGAACAAUCUCAAGGGAUCCUUACCACGGGAGAUUGGCAACUUAACCAAGAUGCAAAAUUUAUAUCUUCAGCACAAUAGGUUUACUGGUGAAAUACCCAAAGAGAUAAGAAAUCUCGUUGAGUUGGAGGUACUUGGUCUUGGGUUUAAUAGUUUUAGUGGUUCACUUCCAAUGGAGAUCUUCAACAUAUCACGACUGAGAAUAAUUGGUCUUUCAGCCAAUAAUCUAUCAGGAACUCUACCACAGAACAUAGGUUCUACCUUACCCAACAUUAAAUGGCUUUUCUUGAGUGGCUUAACCAAUCUUGUUGGGACUAUUCCUCAUUCUAUCUCCAAUUGUUCAAAGCUUACUAAACUAGAGCUUUCACAAAACAAACUCACAGGAUUGAUUCCCAAUUCUCUUGGAUAUUUGACUCAACUAAACAUCUUAAACUUGCGGAGAAACAAUUUAACCAGUGAUUCAUUUUUAAGCUUCCUCACUUCCUUAACCAAUUGCACAAGAUUAACAGCUCUUUCUCUAGGUUUCAACCCUCUAAAUUCCAUGCUUCCGGUCUCCGUAGGGAACUUCUCCAUAUCUCUUAUAAAGUUUUAUGCCAAUGCUUGCAACAUCAAAGGCAAGAUUCCAAAUGAAGUUGGAAACUUAAGCAACUUAUUAGACCUUGAUCUUUCUGAUAAUAACUUGAUUGGAUCAAUUCCUACAUCAAUUCACAACUUGAGAAGCCUUCAGCGCCUGUACUUGAACAACAACAAGCUUACGGGAUUUAUUGGAGAUAAUUUAUGUAAAUUGCAACAUUUGGGAGAUAUUUACUUGGGACAAAAUCAACUUUCAGGAUCUAUUCCUAAUUGUUUAGGGAAUGUUACUUCUCUUAGAGAGAUAUAUAUGGAUUCCAAUAAAUUGAGUUCCAAUAUACCAACAAGCUUAGGAAAUCUUAAAGAUCUAAUAGAGCUCGACUUAUCGUCAAACAACAUGGUUGGUUCUUUACCUCCGGAAAUUGGAAAUCUAAAGGCUGCGACAUACAUGGAUCUGUCAAUGAAUCAAUUCACAAAUGGAAUUCCUAGAGAAAUUGGAGGAUUGCAAAAUCUGGUAUAUCUUUAUUUGGAACACAACAAGUUGCAAGGAUCUAUACCUGACUCAAUCAGCAACAUGGUAAGUUUGGGAUACCUAGACAUUUCACAUAAUAAUAUAUCGGGAACCAUUCCCAUGUCUUUGGAGAAACUACAAUACCUCAAGUAUUUCAAUGUUUCUGUCAACAAAUUGUACGGUGAAAUACCCUCGGAGGGUCCUUUCAAGAACCUCUCGAGUCAGUUUUUCAUCGACAAUGAAGCAUUGUGUGGUUCUUCAAGGUUUAGUGUCCCACCAUGCGCCACAUCAUCAAAGCAUAGAUCAAAUAGGAAAAAAAUGCUUGUUCUAUUUCUUAUGCUGGGAAUAACACUUGUAUUUGCUCCUAUUACCUUUGUGUUCCUAAGGAUAAGGUAUAGAAGAGGUAAAAGAUCUCCUCAACAAGCUGAUUCAUUGUCUAUUGCAACAACAGAAAGAAUUUCAUACUAUGAACUGCUCCAAGCAACUGAUUCACUUAGCGACAGUAAUCUGAUUGGUUCUGGAAGUUUUGGCUCUGUUUACAAAGGCGUUCUCAGGAGUGGGACUGCCAUUGCAGUUAAAGUGUUCAAUCUGCAACUGAAAGCGGCAUUCAAGAGUUUUGAUACAGAAUGUGAAGUUUUGCGCAGCCUUCGCCAUAGGAAUCUCGUGAAAGUCAUCACUAGUUGCUCCAACCUUGAUUUUAAGGCUUUAGUGCUCGAGUAUAUGCCUAAUGGAAGUCUUGACAAGUACUUGUAUUCCCACAACUACUUCCUAGACAUCAGGCAGAGACUAAGCAUUAUGAUAGAUGUAGCAUGCGCGUUGGAAUAUCUCCAUCAUGGGUGCUCGUUACCUGUGAUUCACUGUGAUCUGAAGCCUGGUAACGUCUUGCUGGAUGAGGAUAUGGUUGCCCACCUAAGCGACUUUGGGAUUUCAAAAUUGCUUGGUGAAGAUGAGAGUGAUUUAUACACUAAAACCUUAGCAACAUUGGGUUAUAUUGCACCAGAGUAUGGACUGGAUGGAUUGGUGUCUAUAAAAUGUGAUGUCUAUAGUUACGGGAUCAUGUUGCUGGAGACAUUUACUAGGAGAAAGCCUAAUGAGUUUGAGGGAGAUCUUAGCUUGAAGCAAUGGGUGAGUUAUUCACUCCCAGAGGCAGUAAUGGACGUUGUGGAUGCCAACUUGGUUACACCAACUGAUAAUCGCUUACAGAAGGAGUUAGAUAUCGUGGCAUCAAUCAUGAAAGUGGCAGUAGAUUGUUGUGCUGAAUCUCCGGCAAGAAGGACAAACAUGAAAGAUGUUGUAGGGAUGCUUCAGAAGAUCAAGAUUCAACUUCUUGCAUGUUGA
This is a messenger RNA of Solanum verrucosum, 3210 nucleotides long. RefSeq names its product LRR receptor-like serine/threonine-protein kinase EFR. The coding region runs from base 1 to 3210 and encodes 1069 amino acids. Gene Ontology annotation, molecular function: protein binding; ATP binding; protein kinase activity. The record is from RefSeq and is a predicted model, not a curated record. NCBI's taxonomy places the organism in Eukaryota, Viridiplantae, Streptophyta, Magnoliopsida, Solanales, Solanaceae. The transcript is spliced from 4 exons. Gene Ontology annotation, biological process: protein phosphorylation.